Polyodon spathula (Mississippi paddlefish) is the source of this 1056-nucleotide messenger RNA. RefSeq names its product vacuolar ATPase assembly integral membrane protein vma21-like. Gene Ontology annotation, biological process: vacuolar proton-transporting V-type ATPase complex assembly. NCBI's taxonomy places the organism in Eukaryota, Metazoa, Chordata, Actinopteri, Acipenseriformes, Polyodontidae. The transcript is spliced from 3 exons. Gene Ontology annotation, cellular component: endoplasmic reticulum membrane. Bases 109 to 423 code for a protein of 104 amino acids. The record is from RefSeq and is a predicted model, not a curated record.
ACAGAGUAUCACAUGACCCUCUCAUGUGAUUUCGUUCUGCGUCUUGCACAGCAAUACGACCGCAGAGGACGCUGCGUUUGUCAGUCAGUGUACUAAAAUAUCAGAAGCAUGGAUAGGUUUGACAAGACCUCGCUCAAUGCAGCCCCGGCGCUAGCACCAGACUUCAGAGGGAAUGAUGGCUCCUUGGUGUCAGCGCUGAAGACUCUCCUGUUCUUUACAAUCCUGAUGGUCACCUUACCAAUUGGACUUUAUUUUGCGUCAAAGACGUACUUCUUUGAAGCUACUUUGGGUCUGUCCAAUAACGACAGCUACUUCUACGCAGCGAUUGUGGCAGUGGUGGCUGUGCACAUGGUGCUGGCCAUGUUUGUCUACGUGGCUUGGAAUGAAGGCUCAAAUCAAUGGCGAGAGGGCAAGCAGGACUAACGGCUGACCUCUUUCGGGCAGACGUUUCUUGGUGGAGCACAUAAAGACGCAGGCAGGACUGACUCAUACAGCUGAGAAGUGCGAAGGGGCGUUUAGAACGUCACGAAGGAGCUCAGUAGCCCUUUUUUGCUACAGAGACGUCAAUUUCUCUGAAAAUGGAAAGGUUCCUAACAACAUGUCGUGGGUGUGCUCUUUACUGCUUUUAAAAAAAAACAAAAAAACAAAAGCAGUGCAGUGCAGAAAUUUCUGGUUAUCAAAAAAUAAAUUUUCCCAGAACUAAAUGUUCAGGAUAACAAGUGAAAGGGAAUUGCAGUGCAUCCAUGCAACCAUCCACAAGCGCUUACAUGUGCGAAGAUGAAACUGCACCGUGAUAUACUUCAAACAGUGUUGUGAGUGCUUCUUUAGAUAUUCAGUGGUUCCAGGUGCUGCGUUUUCACCAUAAAUAUUACUGUAGUUGUUAGUGUGUUUUUUGUCAUUUGUUUGUAAGUGGAAAGAUGCAAGUCACUGUCGAGCCUCACUUAGUGAAACGUUUUAAUGCUUAGAAGUGUGAAUUAGUUUAAACUCAUGAACUUGUUUUGCUCUGGGAUUACAAACGUGGGAUGUCAAAAUAAAUAAAUAAAUAAAUAAAAACAA